UUUGCUGAUUAGCCCCAUCGGACCCAAAGGUUUAAGGAGGGUUUAUAAAGUCGGUUUACUUCUAUUGCUACCUCCCUGAAAGAUCAAAUAUCAAAUUCCCCUAUUUUUCCUCUACUUACCCUUCAGGCUUCAGUCUCAUGAAUUUCUGCGCUUCUACUGAUCCAUCAAUUCACUUCUCUCCUAUAUUUUUUCCAACCUAAAUUUUUCUGAACAAAUUUGAUGUCCAGCACUAAAACCCCCAUUUCCCUUACCAUCAAAUUAAACCAAUUCACUGAUAAACCCACAGGUUUAGCUAUAAACCCAUAUCACAAUUCCCCUAUUAUGUGGAGAAAUAUAAUCAAACAGCUCUCUUCAAGAACCCCACAAAAGCUUCUUUUUAGCUCCAAGAAUCGUACUUAUAGCUUUCUUGGUUUUCGUCAAGAUUCAAUUUUUAAGGACAAUACGAAAUUUAGAUCCUUAAUUCCAAUUUCUUGUUCAAAUAUUGAGAUGGGGUUUCAGAAUCUUGGCGAAAAUUUGCCCGGGGAUGAGUUUUUGAGCAGACCCUUAAUAAAAAACCAAGUGAAUAACAAUGAUUUUUGUUAUUUUUGUUUUAGAAAGAGCUAUGCUAGUGUAGCUGAGGCUGUAGCAGUAUCUUCCACUGAUGCUGAAGAAGAUGUGCCUGUGGUUGAUGAAGUUCAAGAACUUUUAACAGAAUUGAAGAAAGAAGAGAAAAAGCAGUUUGCUUUUAGGCGCCGGAAGCAAAAGAUGUUGACUAGUGGUAUGGGCCAUAGGAAGUAUCAAGCACUUAAGAGGAGGCAAGUUAAAGUAGAGACGGAGGCAUGGGAACAAGCAGCAAAGGAGUAUAAGGAGCUUUUGUUUGAUAUGUGUGAGAAGAAAUUAGCACCCAAUUUGCCUUAUGUGAAGUCAUUGUUUUUAGGAUGGUUUGAGCCAUUGCGCGAUAAGAUAGCUGAAGAGCAGGAAUUAUGUAGUCAAGGGAAGAGUAAAGCAGGUUAUGCUAAGUACUUUUAUCAGUUACCUGCAGAUAUGAUGGCAGUUAUCACAAUGCAUAAGUUGAUGGGAUUGUUGAUGACGGGUGGUGACCAUGGUACUGCACGAGUGGUACAAGCUGCGCUUGUUAUUGGUGAUGCAAUCGAACAGGAGGUUAGAAUACACAACUUUUUAGAGAAAACAAAGAAGCAGAAAGCCGAGAAAGACAGGCAAAAGGAAGAUGGGGAACAUGUCACUCAAGAACAAGAGAAACUGCGCAAGAAAGUCACUAAUCUGAUGAAAAAGCAGAAGUUACGUGCAGUGGGCCAGAUAGUGAGACGUCAAGACGAUUCAAAGCCCUGGGGGCAAGAUGCUAAAGCGAAGGUUGGAAGCCGGUUGAUUGAGCUGCUUCUGCAGACCGCUUAUAUACAGCCUCCUGCUAAUCAGUUAGCAGUUGAUCCACCUGACAUUCGACCUGCCUUUUUACACAGUGUUAGAACUGUGGCUAAAGAAACAAAGAGUGCCAGCAGAAGAUAUGGUAUUAUCCAAUGUGACGAACUGGUUUUCAAAGGGCUUGAAAGAACUGCAAGGCACAUGGUGAUACCUUACAUGCCAAUGUUGGUUCCUCCAGUGAAGUGGACAGGUUAUGAUAAGGGUGGACACCUCUAUCUGCCUUCAUAUGUAAUGCGGACACAUGGAGCAAGACAACAACGUGAAGCAGUAAAGAGAGCCUCUAGGAACCAGUUGCAACCAGUUUUUGAGGCUCUUGAUACUCUGGGAAGUACCAAAUGGAGGAUAAACAAAAGGGUACUUUCUGUCGUUGAUAGAAUAUGGGCUGGUGGCGGUCGUCUGGCUGAUUUGGUUGACCGUGAUGAUUCCCUUUUGCCAGAAGAACCAGAUACAGAAGAUGAGGCACUACGCACGAAGUGGAGGUGGAAAGUAAAAUCUGUCAAGAAAGAGAACAGAGAAAGGCACUCACAACGAUGUGACAUCGAGCUCAAACUCGCUGUAGCACGUAAAAUGAAAGAUGAAGAAGGUUUCUUCUACCCGCACAACGUUGAUUUUCGAGGUCGUGCAUACCCGAUGCAUCCACAUCUAAACCAUCUUGGUUCUGAUAUCUGUCGGGGUGUCCUGGAGUUUGCCGUAGGUCGUCCUCUUGGAGAGUCAGGCUUGCGCUGGUUGAAGAUACACUUGGCAAAUCUAUUUGCUGGUGGUGUGGAGAAAUUAUCUCACGAGGGUAGAAUAGCUUUUACUGAAAAUCACAUGGAUGAUAUAUUUGAUUCUGCUGACAAACCACUUGAAGGAAGGCGCUGGUGGUUGAAUGCAGAGGAUCCCUUUCAGUGUCUGGCUGUAUGCAUUAAUCUUAGUGAAGUCGUCAGAAGCUCGUCCCCAGAGACAUCCAUUUCUCAUAUUCCUGUGCACCAGGAUGGUUCCUGCAAUGGUUUACAACAUUAUGCUGCCCUUGGAAGAGAUAAGUUGGGAGCUGCUGCAGUUAAUUUGGUUGCUGGAGAAAAACCUGCUGAUGUUUACUCUGGCAUAGCAGCUAGAGUCCUUGAUAUUAUGAAAAGAGAUGCACAGAGAGAUCCUGCAGAAUUUCCAGACGCUGUGCGUGCAAGGGCUUUAGUUAAUCAGGUUGACAGGAAGUUGGUGAAGCAGACCGUGAUGACAUCAGUCUAUGGGGUCACUUACAUUGGGGCUCGUGAUCAAAUAAAGAGGAGGUUAAAGGAGCGUGGAGCAAUUGCUGAUGAUUCUGAGCUAUUUGGUGCUGCUUGCUAUGCUGCAAAAGUCACAUUAACUGCAUUAGGGGAGAUGUUUGAAGCUGCACGCAGCAUCAUGACUUGGCUUGGAGAAUGUGCUAAGAUAAUUGCUUCUGAAAAUGAACCAGUCAGAUGGACAACUCCUCUUGGACUUCCAGUUGUUCAGCCUUACCGCAAAAUUGGAAGACAUCUUAUUAAGACGUCUCUCCAGAUUUUGACUUUGCAACGGGAAACAGAAAAGGUAAUGGUCAAGAGGCAAAGGACAGCUUUUCCGCCAAAUUUCAUUCACUCCCUUGAUGGUUCACAUAUGAUGAUGACUGCAGUUGCAUGCAGAAGGGCAGGCUUAAAUUUUGCAGGUGUUCAUGACUCGUAUUGGACACAUGCAUGUGAUGUUGAUAAGUUGAACAGGAUAUUGAGAGAAAAGUUUGUAGAGCUUUAUGAUACUCCAAUUCUUGAGAAAUUGUUGGAGAGCUUCCAAACUUCUUAUCCUACAUUGUUGUUCCCGCCUUUACCUGAACGUGGGGACUUUGAUUUGCGAGAUGUCCUAGAAUCUCCCUAUUUCUUCAAUUGAUUGGAUUCAUGCAUAACUUCACACCCCUUGAAGUACUACAUUGGCCGGUGUCAUCUUGUGCUUUCAAAUGCCAUAAUAGGGAAGACAAUGAAGAGUUUGCGCUACAACAUAGCGUUUGGGGAGAUGCAGAUUCUGUUGUAUAUAUGAACAUGAUUAGGGUCUCAAAUCUGGGACGCUCAUGUUCUUUUCUUGGUCGUGUAGCCUGCACUCUCUAGUGCAGCCGGGGCAGAAGUUUCUGGUCCAAGCAUGUAUGCAAUGAGAAUUCAGAUUCCCUGACCCGUUUCUAACAGAAUAUGUGAUACUGUCUCGAAAUAAACACAUGUUGCAAGAAUGCUUGUCGAGAAAUAUAGACGAUCAUAUUUCUUCUGAAGAAGCUUUUGAGGUGCAAGGAUGCAAAUGAUCUCCGGGUUUUGCAGGCUGUUCCCGAAAAUAUUUAGCUCCUCCUGUAUCUUGCUCGCCAGGCGGUAUUCUUUGUAUUUUCAAAUUGUAAAUCGAAAAAGUUUGUGCUUUACAACCAUUAUAGAGAGCAAGUUUCGCUUACGAUGGAGGGAAAUUUGCAAGCUUUGAGGCAUGUGUUUGAGAUUAUAAUGAAUGUAUAGUAGCUGAGAAAAUAUUGUCGCGAUAUGUUCUGGUGGUGAAUCCUAUGUAUAGAUGCUAACAAAGUCUGUUAAUAUCUUCCUUGGAUAUCGUUUCUCUCUUUUAUUCUUCCAGAAAUGUUAGUUAUUCUCCAUUAAGGUA
Molecule: messenger RNA, 4032 nt
Organism: Nicotiana attenuata
Lineage: Eukaryota; Viridiplantae; Streptophyta; Magnoliopsida; Solanales; Solanaceae
Product: DNA-directed RNA polymerase 2B, chloroplastic/mitochondrial
Exons: 19
Coding region: 220-3294 (1024 amino acids)
Biological process (GO): mitochondrial transcription
Cellular component (GO): mitochondrial DNA-directed RNA polymerase complex
Molecular function (GO): DNA-directed RNA polymerase activity; DNA binding
Source: RefSeq, a predicted model, not a curated record